AUGGGGGACUGGAACCUGCUGGGCAGCAUCUUGGAGGAAGUACAUGUCCACUCCACCAUCGUAGGAAAGAUCUGGCUCACCAUCCUCCUCAUCUUCCGCAUGCUGGUGCUGGGAGUGGCGGCCGAGGACGUGUGGAACGAUGAGCAGAGCGAGUUCAUCUGCAACACGGACCAGCCGGGCUGCAAGACCGUCUGUUACGACCAGGCCUUCCCCAUCUCCCUCAUCCGCUUUUGGGUCCUGCAGGUCAUCUUCGUGUCCUCACCCUCCCUCGUCUACAUGGGCCAUGCGCUCUACCGCCUGCGCGCCCUGGAGAAGGAGAGGCACCGGCGGAAGGUCCAGCUGAAGGCAGAGCUGGGGGAGAUGGAGGCUCUGGUGGAGGAGCACAAGCGCAUUGAGAAGGAGUUGAAGAGGCUGGAGGAGCAGAGGAAGGUGAAGAAGGCUCCACUGAGAGGGUCCCUGCUGCGGACGUACGUCAUCCAUAUCCUAACACGCUCCGUGGUGGAGGUGGGCUUCAUCAUGGGCCAGUAUAUCCUGUAUGGCAUCGGACUGGAGCCUUUGUAUAAAUGCGAGAGGAUGCCUUGCCCCAACAGUGUGGACUGUUACGUGUCCAGGCCCACGGAGAAAACAGUGUUCAUGGUGUUCAUGAUCGUCAUCGCUGGCGUGUCUCUCUUCCUGAACCUAAUGGAGAUUUCCCACCUGGGCAUCAGGAAAAUCAAACAGACUCUGAAGGGAGACAAGUACCCAGCAGACAAUGACAAUUUGAUUUACAAGCUGAAGAAGAAUGCGACGAUACAGCAUCUGUGUGUGAUGAGGAACCUGUCUCCUCACAACGGGCCGCUGACUCAGACCAUCUUUAAAGUAAUUCCUGAGAAGGACCUGGACCCAAUGGACCCACCUCCCCACUACAUACCUAACCAUGAGGUGCCCAGGCACAACAGCAUGGCUCCAGGCCAUUAUCUUGCCAACUGCACUGGCCUCCAGCCCCAUCAGCAAUACCAGCAGCAGCAGCAGCAGCUUCAACAAUGUGAGCCCAGCCAGGGGAUGAUCCAGACCCUGCACCUCCAGGGAGCCCCAGAGAAACAAACCACCGUCAUGGUGGACCAGCUCCCUCGAGCCAAUAGAGGAGCUGUCUUGAAUGGGGAUAGUGGGCCCAGGAACCUGCAGGGCCAGUCGAUCAAUGAGGACCCCAACUUACACCCCCAAGACCACUACCAGCCCAGCCACAUGGAAGUAGUGUCUAUGGCAAAGCACAGACCCAGCAUCAUGACAACACACAGACCCAGCUUGGCUCUGACGGGCACAGACCUGGAGGAGGAGAGGAGGGACUCCAUGGGCAGUGACUUCAUCUUCCCCAACCCAGGAAGGAAGCAAAGCUUCAAAUCUCGUAUGCCCUCUGAGAGCAUGUCCACCAUCAGUGAUUACAGUAGCAACUCUCCACGGAGCUCAGAUUCCGAGCUGGGCGACAUGGUGGACAUGCCAAUGAUGCCACCCCCUGGAAGGAGAAUGUCAAUGAGUGUAUUCUUGGACAUCUCCUCUAUCAUGAAAAAGUGA
Oncorhynchus masou masou (cherry salmon) is the source of this 1551-nucleotide messenger RNA. RefSeq names its product gap junction alpha-10 protein-like. Gene Ontology annotation, cellular component: connexin complex. The record is from RefSeq and is a predicted model, not a curated record. Lineage: Eukaryota; Metazoa; Chordata; Actinopteri; Salmoniformes; Salmonidae. Gene Ontology annotation, biological process: cell-cell signaling. Gene Ontology annotation, molecular function: gap junction channel activity. The coding region runs from base 1 to 1551 and encodes 516 amino acids. The transcript is spliced from 2 exons.